AUGAUACGAGGUAAUUGGAAUCUAGCAGAUGAAUUCAAAAAGAAUGAAAGGAAGCAAGUUUCUAAAAUACAACAACGUCAAAAACAUCAACAUAAACUAGAGAAAUUAUCUAAAACUGAUCCUAUAAAGCUUUACUACAAGAUUCAAAGAUUAGAACAACAAGAUGAUAAAUCAGAGCAAGACAAGUCAUAUUUAGAAUCCCUAAAAGAAGAUUGGUCAUUUAUAGAAAAGAAUAAACUUCAUGAAAAUAAAUUAAAACCAUUCCUACAAGAUAUACAAAAAAAGGAAAAGGAAAAACUCAAACAACAAACCAAACUAUGGGGACUGAAAUCAGUUUAUUUUAAUCCAGAAUUGAAUCCCUUGGGUAAAGUUCCAGUUAUAAAUAAUUUAUCCUUUGAACUAAAUCAUCCACUACAGAAUCUAACAAUUCCAUUAAAGGGUAAGCAAGUUAAAUAUGAACCUGAUCCAUUGAUUAAUGAACUAGGCAUAAAGUGUCCAUCUGGUGAACCACCAAAGUUUUUUAAACUUAUUCAGAAUACAUCCAAGUCCAAGUUCAAACCAAACCAAAAACCUAAACAAGAAGAACAAGAACCAGAACUAGCUAAUACUGAGGUUCAAUUGAAGAGUUCAGAUGAAGAAAAUUCCUCAGAUGAAGAACAGCUGCAUGCAAAACGAAUAAAACUUACCUGA
Molecule: messenger RNA, 690 nt
Organism: Candida tropicalis MYA-3404
Lineage: Eukaryota; Fungi; Ascomycota; Pichiomycetes; Serinales; Debaryomycetaceae
Exons: 1
Coding region: 1-690 (229 amino acids)
Biological process (GO): RNA processing
Source: RefSeq, a predicted model, not a curated record